Molecule: messenger RNA, 987 nt
Organism: Cylindrotheca closterium
Lineage: Eukaryota; Bacillariophyta; Bacillariophyceae; Bacillariales; Bacillariaceae
Source: the annotation of a GenBank genome assembly
AUGAAAGCCUGGAGACUUCAAAAGUACAACAAAGAUGUUGGCGCUGCCAUUGAUAGCCUAACGCUCGAGGACAUCCCUGUCCCGGAACCUCAGGAUGGCAAUGUUCUCAUCAAGACUGCAUGCUGCAGUGUAAACCCCGUCGACUGGAAGCUCUUUUCGGGUGCUAUGGAUGCAAUGUUCCCACAGGUCUUCCCUUCUACACCCGGAUUCGACGUUGCCGGUGUUGUCGAAAAGGUGGGACCUGGAGUAACAGAUCUCGCUGUUGGCGACAGAAUCACUUGCGAUUUGGGUGGUGCUUCAUCGAACAAGCAAGGCCCCAGUGGUGCAUUCGCAGAGUACUGCAUUGCCCCCGUUGACUUCUGUUCCAAGGUCGGAGAUAUCGACUUUGAAACUGUUGUUGGAUUGCCAUUGGCCGGUAUCACUGCCUUCCAAGGAUUGUUCACUGGAAUCCACAAACAAGAUCUUGGGCACUGCAAGGAAGGUGACAAGGUAUUGAUCCUUGGUGGUGCAGGUGGUGUCGGAACCUUCGCCUUGCAACUUGCAUCGAAUGCUGGAUGUCAUGUUGCAACCACUGCUUCUCCCGCCAAAUUCGAUUUCGUCAAGGGUCUUGGUGCCAAAGAAAUUAUCAACUACCACGAUCAAGACUGGGGUGAAGUUUUGGCCGGCCAAGACUACGAUUUGAUUUUCGACUGUAUCGGUCUGAUGGACGAUCUUAAAGUCCGCGCACCCAAGGUGUUGAAGAAGGGUGGAAAGUUCAUCUCCAUUGCCAACUUUGACCCAAGUGCUGCCAAAGCCACUGACGAUAUUGAGUUCGCUGUGUUCUUGACGGUCAGUAACAGGACUGAUUUGGACAAGAUGGUUCAAAUGAUGAAGGAUGGAAAACUAAAGGUCGUCAACGACACGGUUUACCCCUUCGCUGAAACUCAGGCCGCCCUCAAACAAUCCAUGGGUGGAAGAACUAGUGGAAAGGUGGUGAUCAAGCUCUAA